ACUAUUUUUAAAAGGCAGAGAAAAGGAGUCGAAUUAAAAAAGCUCAUCAUCGAGGAGACGAAAGUGUUCUCUCGGAUCUCUCUCUAAAACCCCAACUCUGAUCAAUCGAAAUCGGCAGCGCGAGAUCAUGGCCAACAGCAAUCUGCCCCGAAGAAUCAUCAAGGAAACGCAACGUCUGCUCAGUGAACCGGCUCCGGGUAUAAGUGCAUCUCCAUCUGAGGAGAACAUGAGAUACUUCAACGUUAUGGUUCUUGGUCCUUCUCAAUCACCUUAUGAAGGAGGUGUUUUCAAGUUGGAGCUCUUUUUGCCUGAAGAGUACCCUAUGUCAGCUCCCAAGGUUAGGUUUCUCACCAAGAUAUACCAUCCUAACAUUGACAAGGUGUCUUGCUCUAACCACCUUCCUCUGUUUUGCCUUUACCGUUCACAAAACAAAACACAUUUUCAUAAACUUGUUUAUUUGAAUGUACAGCUUGGAAGAAUCUGUCUUGAUAUCCUGAAAGACAAAUGGAGCCCUGCUCUACAAAUACGAACAGUGCUCUUAAGUAUUCAAGCUCUUCUGAGUGCACCAAACCCUGAUGAUCCAUUGUCUGAGAACAUCGCUAAGCAUUGGAAGAGUAAUGAGGCUGAAGCUGUGGAGACAGCUAAAGAAUGGACCCGUCUGUACGCAAGCGGCGCAUAAUGGAUUGGAGGGCGAAACGAUCUCAUUCAUCCAAAUAACAUUACAUUUCGUGAUAAUCUAUCUCAACUUCCAAAGUUAUAAAAGCUUAUAUUUUGCUGUGUUUCGGCACAGGAAGCUGUAAUCUCUCUGAAUCAUUGUAUCAUUUACUAAUAGAUGAUCUUUUCUAUUAGUCAAAUUUGCUUGAA
Molecule: messenger RNA, 864 nt
Organism: Brassica oleracea var. oleracea
Lineage: Eukaryota; Viridiplantae; Streptophyta; Magnoliopsida; Brassicales; Brassicaceae
Product: ubiquitin-conjugating enzyme E2 36-like
Exons: 7
Coding region: 128-679 (183 amino acids)
Biological process (GO): protein K63-linked ubiquitination; DNA damage tolerance
Cellular component (GO): nucleus
Molecular function (GO): ubiquitin conjugating enzyme activity
Source: RefSeq, a predicted model, not a curated record